CCACAGAGUUUGUAGGCAGUUCCGGUGUGACUCGCUUCACUCCCGCACCGGACUUGGCUCCUUGUGUUUUCAUUUUUUUUUUUCCUCUCCUGGCUGGAAUCUGAGGUGACCAUGUCCGGUCGUGGAAAGCAGGGCGGCAAAGUGCGGGCCAAGGCCAAGUCCCGCUCGUCGCGCGCGGGCCUGCAGUUCCCGGUGGGCCGAGUGCACCGACUGCUGCGCAAAGGUAACUACGCCGAGCGGGUGGGCGCGGGCGCGCCCGUGUACCUGGCCGCCGUCUUGGAGUACCUGACGGCCGAGAUCCUGGAGCUGGCGGGCAACGCGGCGCGGGACAACAAGAAGACGCGCAUCAUCCCUCGCCACCUGCAGCUGGCCAUCCGCAACGACGAAGAGCUCAACAAGCUGCUGGGCAAAGUGACCAUCGCCCAGGGCGGCGUCCUGCCCAACAUCCAGGCCGUGCUGCUGCCCAAGAAGACCGAGAGUCAGAAGGCCAAGAGCAAGUGACCAGCCUGGACAGCUGGCCCUUAGACCCCGGAAACCCGCCUCGGCAGAGCCUCUCAACGCCGUCCUGCGGUGGUGUGCAUCUGGACUGUGCUGGAGGUCAGGGAGGGCCGGCGCCAUCCCGCGGGGAGAUGGACGGCGAAGGGGCCCGCCCGGGGGGCCAGCAGCCAAUAAAGUCGGUGAAAACCGUG
Messenger RNA from Ochotona curzoniae (black-lipped pika), 689 nucleotides. RefSeq names its product histone H2A.J. The record is from RefSeq and is a predicted model, not a curated record. The transcript has a single exon. Bases 112 to 501 code for a protein of 129 amino acids. Gene Ontology annotation, molecular function: DNA binding; protein heterodimerization activity; structural constituent of chromatin. Lineage: Eukaryota; Metazoa; Chordata; Mammalia; Lagomorpha; Ochotonidae. Gene Ontology annotation, cellular component: nucleosome.